UUUGCAUGAUAAAAAAACGCUUAGUAUAUAAAAUAAAAAUCACUCUUAUAUUUUUCAUUAACAAUCAAUCAUGAGGAAAUUUGUAUUUUUACUUUCUGCUCUCGCCUUAUACAGCACGGUCAGUGCUUCAUUCACUGACGAUGUGGAUAUAUUCCAAAAUGAUGAACCUUAUGAAGAGAAUGAAAAUUUAAUUGAAGAAUUCGAAAAUAUCGAAAUUGCUCAACUUUUCAAAAAAGCUAAUGAAUCGAUAACAAAAGCAAGAGACGAAGUUUUGUCAUUGACAAAAAAUUACAAAGAAACUGGAAUUAAAGUAAAAAAUUCCACUAGAAAGUAUCACGAUGACGAUAUGAAAUUUGUGAUCCAGCAAACAAAUGCCUGGAAGACCAUUGCACCAGGAGUCGAUCUUCGAGAAUGUGAUAAAUACAUAAGAAAUUAUGAAUCUGAAGUUGCGGUGGCAAUUCAAAAAGUUUACGACUGCGUCGAUUCGACUCAAAAUUCUGUUAAUAAUUUUAUUGAAAGUAUUAAUAAAAAUGUUAAUUUUAUAAACGACAAUUUAGAAUUGGCUCUUCAAAGUACAAAAUCAUGUGCUCAAAAUAAAGAAUGCGAGGCAAAGAUUCAAAAGCAAGCGUCCACAGUUCUUGCCGAUACAGUCAGUGAGAUGAAAUCAAAAAUUUUCAAAUUCAAAAUCACUUCACUAUAUUAUCGAGCAAAAUUAUCAUUCUGUCCAGCAAUUGAUGAUUUCAAAUUGUGGCUACAAACGCCAGGUUAUUGUGUUCAUAAAUUUAAAUUAUGUGUUCGCGCAAAGAAGCGAGAAGCCAAACUGUAAGGAAUUGUGGAAAAAAAAUUCAUAACGCCAUACUUGGUGUCAUAUGAGAAAAAAAAAUAAAAAUAGUUCUGCUUAGACAAAUUGUAUUGUUAGUAAAUAAAGUCGCUUUUAUUGAAAAAUUAA
Molecule: messenger RNA, 949 nt
Organism: Leptopilina heterotoma
Lineage: Eukaryota; Metazoa; Arthropoda; Insecta; Hymenoptera; Figitidae
Exons: 4
Coding region: 71-826 (251 amino acids)
Source: RefSeq, a predicted model, not a curated record